Messenger RNA from Procambarus clarkii (red swamp crayfish), 1092 nucleotides. The record is from RefSeq and is a predicted model, not a curated record. Lineage: Eukaryota; Metazoa; Arthropoda; Malacostraca; Decapoda; Cambaridae.
AUGGCGAAUGAUUCCCUCCCUGAGGAUUCUCUCCGUGAGCUUGCAGGUGAACAGGGGCUGAAGCCUCGCCCGCUGCCUCCCUCCGUCAGGGCCUCGCCCGCUGCUUUCCUGCGUCAGGGCCUCGCCCGCUGCCUCCCUGCGUCAGGGCCUCGCCCGCUGCCUCCCUCCGUCAGGGCCUCGCCCGCUGCCUCCCUGCGUCAGGGCCUCGCCCGCUGCCUCCCUCCGUCAGGGCCUCGCCCGCUGCCUCCCUGCGUCAGGGCCUCGCCCGCCGCCUCCCUCCGUCAGGGCCUCGCCCGCUGCCUUCCUGCGUCAGGGCCUCGCCCGCUGCCUUCCUCCGUCAGGGCCUCGCCCGCUGCCUCCCUGCGUCAGGGCCUCGCCCGCCGCCUCCCUCCGUCAGGGCCUCGCCCGCUGCCUCCCUGCGUCAGGGCCUCGCCCGCUGCCUCCCUGCGUCAGGGCCUCGCCCGCCGCCUCCCUCCGUCAGGGCCUCGCCCGCUGCCUUCCUGCGUCAGGGCCUCGCCCGCUGCCUUCCUCCGUCAGGGCCUCGCCCGCUGCCUCCCUCCGUCAGGGCCUUGCCUGCCGCCUCUCUCCGUCAGGGCCUCGCCCGCCGCCUCCCUCCGUCAGGGCCUCACCCGCUGCCUCCCUGCGUCAGGGCCUCGCCCGCUGCCUCCCUGCGUCAGGGCCUCGCCCGCUGCCUCCCUCCGUCAGGGCCUCGCCCGCUGCUCCCUGCGUCAGGGCCUCGCCCGCUGCCUCCCUGCGUCAGAGCCUCGCCCGCUGCCUCCCUGCGUCAGGGCCUCGCCCGCUGCCUCCCUGCGUCAGGGCCUCGCCCGCUGCCUCCCUGCGUCAGAGCCUCGCCCGCUGCCUCCCUGCGUCAGGGCCUCGCCCGCUGCCUCCCUGCGUCAGGGCCUCGCCCGCUGCCUCCCUGCGUCAGGGCCUCGCCCGCUGCCUCCCUGCGUCAGGGCCUCGCCCGCUGCCUCCCUGCGUCAGGGCCUCGCCCGCUGCCUCCCUGCAUCAGGGCCUCGUCCUCCUCCCGAUGCUGCCCCCCACCUCCUUCACCUCUCAAGAGCUCCUCUAGUGGGUUCUUCAAGAGGGUAA